AUGACUGACCUACGUUCAAUCUAUGAUCUAUCGUCAACUUCCUCGUUAAUCUCCUCCUCAAUCUCCCCUCGCAAUCAGAAGCGCUCUCGGUCUCCUGCCCCUCACCAGCUCUUCACUAGACAAGUUAGUGUGGCUACUAGCUUCCCUAAGGCUUAUAGCACUAAGAUAGAUGAGCAGCCUGCUCUGGCUACCCCCCGGUUGACUCUUACUAUCAGCAACAAGCGAAAGGAGCAGGCUACUCCCACUCUCGAUGACAUUGAUACAGUCUUAGGUAAGGACUAG
Molecule: messenger RNA, 282 nt
Organism: Penicillium taxi
Lineage: Eukaryota; Fungi; Ascomycota; Eurotiomycetes; Eurotiales; Aspergillaceae
Exons: 1
Coding region: 1-282 (93 amino acids)
Source: RefSeq, a predicted model, not a curated record